UCGCGCGCACCGACCGUGACUACCUCCCUCUCCCCUACAUUCAAACAUGGCGAAACUCUUUGCCAUAAUCCCACCACCUCCCCCCGUACCUUCCUCCACUUCAGCGCUACCGUCCCAGCAGACACCACCGCCUUCGCCCUCUCCAUCCCCGUUAUCCCCGGUACCGUGAUGACCCGGGAGGAUGGAGAAGCUGUCGGCGAGCCUGUCGGAGAUCACUUGGAGCCCGUUGGCACUGCCGCUGGACGCGGUGGUCAGCAAGUUCCGUCUGCCCACUCUGGUCCGUUUGGCCCACGGUGAGUGUGUGGAGGGUCUGUCGGAGGAGGAUGUGGUGCUGUUACACUCCUGCCGUCAGUGGACCACAGUGACGGCCCACAGCUUAGAGGAGGGACACUACGUCAUCGGACCCAAGAUUGACAUUCCUCUGCAGUACCAGGGUAAGUUCAAGUUGUUGGAUGAAGACAGAGACGUCAGGGAUCCCAUCCAGUUUUUCUCCAGCGUGGAAGAAGUUGCUGGAGUUUUUCCCGACCGGGUCUUUGUCAUGGAGACAAUCACUUUCAGUGUAAAGGUGGUCUCAGGGGAAUUCAGUGAGGACAGCGAGCCCUACAGCUUCACUCUGGAGGCCGGGGAUGAGCUGUCCCUCAUGGGGAAGGCGGAGCUUCUCUGUGCCACACCUCCAAAGGAAAAGACGGGACUCAGCGCGCUGCUGAGGCGCCUGGGAAAGACCCCCAGAAGUAAAACUCCGUGCCUGGUCUGCAUGAACCACCGCACCAACCAGAGCGUGAGCCUGCCCUUCGGCUGCCGGGGCCGCUUCUGCACGCGCUCCCCGCUGGAGCAGGGCAUGCUGGGAGGCGAGCACACGGUGCGCAGCAUCAUCGAGCGGGUGCGGCUCCCCGUCAACGUGUCGGUGCCGUCGCGGCCGCCCCGGAACCCCUACGACCGCCACGCCGUGCGGGAGGGCCACCGCUACAAGCUGCUCAACAUCGUGAGCAAGACGGUGGUGCUGUGCCUGGUGCUGCGUGGGCCCGAGGUGUCGCCCUCCCACUUCCUGCUGCUGCGCUGCAUGCCCCGCUUCAACGCCGCCGAGGCCUCGGCGCCGGCGGCGGCCCUGGAGGGCCUCCUGCUGCGCCACGCCUUCGACCCGGACGCCUACUCCCGCGCCGUGCGGGAGACGCGGCCGGAGCUGGAGUGCGUGGCGGAGGAGUGCGUGAGCCCGCGGCGGGCGCGCCCCUGCGGCGCCGGCCAGGACCCGCUGGCGCCGGCGCUGCAGCGCCUCUCCGCGUGCGGCUACGUGGGCGGGGUCUCGGACGGCCUGCCGCCGCCGGCGCCGCGCUGCAGGGACUCGCUGGGCGAGCGGCUUGGGGAGGGGCCCGGCGAGGAGAGGGAGUACGUGACCCCCGAGUGGACUCAGGACGAAAUGAGGACCAGUGAGGAGAUCCCUUACGAGGAGCUCUGGACCAAUCAGAACGCAGAGGGCUUGGGAAAGGAGCCCAACCUAAUAUCCUUCCAUUCGUCUUCCUCACUGGACGGCCCCGUCGGUACCGUGGUGACCAGAGUGUCUACGCCUCCACCUGUUCCUCCAAAAUCUGAAGCUGUGAGGGAGGAGUGUCGCUACUUGAUUGCCCCCCCGGUCCCCCCUCGCUGCUCCAAAGGAGGCUCCAUCUCCAGCCCGGCCCCCAGCCCUCCGGUUCCACCUCGCUUCCCCAAAAUCUCCACCUCCCCGAGACCAAACCUCUCUUUCUACUCCUCCGGACUGCAUGACAGCUGCUCGCCGUCCCCGGACGCCACCCUCUAUUGUUACCCCUGCUCCUGGGCAGACUGUCCGGCUCCCAAUCCGGCCAGUCCCGAGCCGGCCUCCUUCCCUGCGGACGGCACGGCCGGCCCCCAGCCCGCGCAGGCCGCCUGGGCCGAGCCCUGGGCCGAGCCCUUCUCCUCCUCCUCCGGCCCCCGACUGCGGCCGCCGCCCCCUCAGAGUCGCUUUGCCCCCUUCGGCGCGCUCAACCCCUUCAACCGCCACGAUUUGCGCACCACCUCUACCUCUCUCGCGUUGCGCUUCAUCUUCGUCUCGGUGGAAAUUGACUGA
Menidia menidia (Atlantic silverside) is the source of this 2080-nucleotide messenger RNA. NCBI's taxonomy places the organism in Eukaryota, Metazoa, Chordata, Actinopteri, Atheriniformes, Atherinopsidae. The record is from the annotation of a GenBank genome assembly.